Messenger RNA from Drosophila pseudoobscura, 689 nucleotides. RefSeq names its product M-phase phosphoprotein 6 (gene Mpp6). The transcript has a single exon. The coding region runs from base 117 to 596 and encodes 159 amino acids. The record is from RefSeq and is a predicted model, not a curated record. NCBI's taxonomy places the organism in Eukaryota, Metazoa, Arthropoda, Insecta, Diptera, Drosophilidae. Gene Ontology annotation, biological process: maturation of 5.8S rRNA.
UCUGACAGACGUUUCACAACACUAGCACGAGCUCUUCGUUUGUUUUGUUCUCACAUUCGUGGAAGGAACAACGUGCACGAAACAUUCUAUUUAGGUUUAACAUUUAAAUUGAUAAAAUGCCGUCGAAAAUUAAGCCGAGACUCUCGCGUGGUGUCCUGGACAUGAAAUUCAUGCAGCGCACCAAAGUGAAGGUGGACAAGGAAGACGACGACGAGCAGAGUCGGGCACUGUACUCGAACGAAAUCAACGAGAAAAUGUUGAACUCCAAUUCCAACUUUAUCAUCGAGCCCAGCUAUACGAUUUGCGCUGGCCUCAUAGAUGGUCGUCUCAGUUUUCGCGGCAUGAAUCCGGACCUUGAGCUGCUUAUGGAACAGGAGAUGGCCCAAAAGCUCGGUAAAGUGAAACCCGAACAGCCCAAGGAGGUCUCCGACCAGGAAAUGGCCAAGGCGUACUACACCAACAAGGCGCCCAGUGUCGCCAGUAACAUGUCCAAGAAGUUUAGCACGAAGAACAACCUCAAGCGGAAGCAAGGAGGCAAUAACCAAAGGCAACAAAAGCCACAGUUCAAGAGACCUCGCGACGAAGACGACGAUUGAGCGCAGCCUUAGUUUAAUCAUGCUUUGACCUUCUUAGUUGUUACAUAGAUACUUAAUUUUAGUUAUCUUAAAUAUAUUAUGAUUUCAAUCCGA